GUGUGUGCAUUGGAAAGGUAUUUUGUGGGUCUGCUGCGCUUUCCCAGCGAACACGCCCAAAUAGAUUAGUUAGAUAUAUAGAAGCUGGGGGGAAGAUCUGGGUCUCAUUGUGGCGAGCGACUGCUCCGAUCCAGUCCGGUGUAACCCAGCCUUCCGCUUCAAUGUGGAAACGUGUGACAUGCAUACAGAUGAUGGAUAAUCUGUGACAGUAGGAACGAGUGCGGGAUAUCAAGUCUCCACUGGGAUUUAUAAUUUACGACGGUAUUUACCCCUGAGUACACCGACUGUGUUCACAAGGGUUGCCUUGUCUGCGAAUACCUUGGACUGUCUUUGACCGGGACUCCAAUCAGCGCGAGUAAAAGAAUCGCAGCGCUCCGCACAAAAAUACUUCUCAGCAUGAACCGAAAAACCAGGCGCUGGCUCUUUCAUAUCUUCCUGUGCGUGGGAAUCGUUUACCUUAAAAUAGGCGGAUUCUCUUCAGUGGUGGCACUUGGAGCGAACAUUAUCUGCAGCAAGAUCCCGGGACUGGCGCCCCGUCAGCGGGCAAUCUGUCAGAGUCGCCCCGAUGCCAUUAUCGUCAUCGGAGAAGGGGCUCAGAUGGGAAUUAACGAAUGCCAAUUCCAGUUCCGAUACGGUCGGUGGAACUGCUCUGCGCUCGGCGAGAGAACUGUGUUUGGCAAGGAGCUCAGAGUGGGAAGCAGAGAAGCAGCCUUCACUUAUGCUAUUAUUGCCGCCGGAGUUGCGCAUGCUAUCACUGCUGCAUGCACCCAGGGAAACCUGAGUGACUGUGGCUGCGAUCAAGAAAAGCAGGGCCACUACAACCAGGAAGAAGGCUGGAAAUGGGGAGGCUGUUCUGCAGACAUCAGAUAUGGAAUAGGAUUCUCCAAGGUCUUUAUAGACGCAAGAGAAAUCAAACAAAAUGCCAGGACGCUGAUGAACCUGCACAACAACGAAGCAGGUCGAAAGAUCCUUGGAGAGAAUAUGAAACUGGAAUGCAAAUGCCAUGGUGUGUCAGGAUCCUGUACAACUAAAACAUGUUGGACAAUGCUUCCCAAGUUCAGAGAACUGGGCUACCUCCUGAAGGAGAAGUAUAAUGAAGCAGUUCAGGUUGAACCAGUAAGGACGCAUCGAAACAAGCGGCCGGUCUUCUUGAAGAUUAAAAAGCCACUUUCGUAUCGAAAACCUAUGGUUACAGACUUAGUCUAUAUUGAAAAGUCUCCCAACUACUGCGAGGAAGAUCCGAUCACCGGGAGUGUUGGCACACAGGGGAGAAUGUGCAACAAGACAUCCUCACAAAAUAACAGUUGUGACUUGAUGUGCUGUGGACGGGGUUACAAUACCCACCAGUAUUCCAGAGUCUGGCAAUGCAAUUGCAAAUUCCACUGGUGCUGUUAUGUUAAGUGCAACACCUGCAGUGAAAGAACAGAAGUCUAUACGUGUAAAUGAAAUUGAAUCUUUUAUAGGGAGGACAGCUACACCUCCAAAGGAAAUAUUCCUACGUUUGCACAUCAUCUCAAUCUGGUGGCUGUGAGUUUGCAAAAAUUGUCACGCUGUCUUAUAGAAUGCAAAAUGCUUGAGGAUCCCAGUCCAAUAACAAAGCCACAUCCAAAAGCCCAUCUGGAUUACAAAGCUGUAAAGCAUUAUCUCCAUAAAUAUAUCAGACAGAAUUUAAAUACACAAAAAAAAAACUUAUUUCAAUUAGUCAAUUGAAACGAAUCUAAUAGUCUAUUGAAAUAAAUCCAGAUCUGGAAUGAAAAUGGCACAAAGUGAAGGGCCACAGUGAAAUCAGUAGUAGCUUGGCUUCAACAUAAACCUUUAAAUAUUGACAAUAAAUAGAAGCGAGUGACAAUGCCCCUGUGAGAACCUCUGCUGAGAGUGUGGAUUAUGCAGAUUUAGGCUUCUGCAUUUGUGAAAAGCUUCUGCUUGUCUUGCCUGUCUGGAUCUCACAGGGUUGGCUACAGCAAGUAUUACUGUUUUCAGUUUCCCAUUGACCCUGACUUAUCAGCUUUUUCUUUCCUGGCACAUUUUUUCACAGCCAUUAAGAACACCAUGGCGGACUGAGGGUGGGGUGGGGGUAGGGUGACUUGGACAGAAUUACCGACUACACCAUUAAGUAAAGAGUAAUGACAAUAUUUAACAAUAUAUUUAGAGAAAAGAAAAAAAAAACCUAAUAUUAAUUUAUUUUAAAAGAACUCUACUUAACAUGGGACACUUCUACAAAUAAAUUUUGUGAAAUGAUUUUGUUAGAUGCAGCAAGAAUUGGAUUUGUUUGGCUGUAUAUAUUAGAUUUUGCUCAGAUAUUUCUAAUAGUUGUGAGUGCAGGACUGUUCUGUGUUCUGCGCCAUUGAUUCUUACUGACAGAAGCAGGCAUCUUUUGUAAAUCUUCUCCUGUUUGCCUGCUGGUUGUCUGGACCAUCAAAGUGAAGAUGAUCAUUUUAAACAUACAGAAAAAAAAAUUUGGUUAUUUUCCACUUUGAAUUAUCAAUUAAUAUAAACCAUUUGAACUCAAGCAAAUUUGAUACUCCAGACAAACCCCAUCAUAUGGAAAGGAACCAUAGGUUAAGAGAAUAUAUUUUGUAAAAGACUAUUUUUAUAUGAAUAUUUUAUUUAUACUGUUUCUGCUUGUAUAACUCUAUAACCAGUACUUUUCUUAAACCAUGCAUAAAAGCUGUGAUUAUUUGUAAUAGAUAUGAGAGAAUUUAACAGCAUUAAGACUGAUUAGAUUUUGGAUAGAACAGCAGUCGCCCGGAGAAAUUCAGAUUCAAAUAGUAGAUGCAUCAAAAUGCACAAACAAACUUCCUUAGAUUAGCUCUGUCAGGGUGUGUGUGUACAAACUGGCUCAUUAUUGCAUUUCAAACUGCUUCAUAUGCAAAACAAGAACAGGGUAUGUAGCAUCAACUUUGUUAGUUGGCUUGAAUUCAUGAUUGGUAUUAACUGGAUACUCAUUUCUCCCUUUCAGAGGGGAAAAAAUAAAUUGCUUCCCGCAUGCUUCAGUCAUUAAAAUGUGGGGUUAUGACUAGUAAAUGUGCUGUGUGUGCUCUGAGAUUAAGCUCCAUAUUGUGGAUGUGUCAGAAUGAUUUUGUCAUUAGCAUUGCUUCAGACUGUGACUGUACAAACUGGAACUAUGCACACUGUCUGAUGCACACACAUAACAGACAGAGCUGUUAUCUAUAACAACAAUGAAAAGUGGUCUAUUUCUUUCACAAAGAAUGCUGAGAGUUCAAGAAAGUUUCACAAGAAUACAUUCAAUGUUUGUAGUACUUUACAGCACAGGUAAAUCGUGUAUAUUUAUUUGCAUGCGUACUGUUGCUAAAUGGUCAUUAAACUUUAAAGCUAUAUCAUUUUAAACAAAAUGGCAUAAAAGUCACUGCACAUUCCGCAGCUCAAAACAGAGGACACGCACAUCAGAUGUUAUAAAAUGUCCACGUUCUCCAAACCAGAACACAGUGUCCACUUAUAACCUGCCUGCUUCACAAAUAUUUGCAAGGUUUUUUAAUGUCCAAUAUUUAUAUUGUUUCCUAGGGAUUUUAGGUAUAUGUAAUAAACUUACUGCAGCCUAA
Leucoraja erinaceus (little skate) is the source of this 3560-nucleotide messenger RNA. RefSeq names its product wingless-type MMTV integration site family, member 7Aa (gene wnt7aa). Gene Ontology annotation, cellular component: extracellular region. Bases 397 to 1446 code for a protein of 349 amino acids. The transcript is spliced from 4 exons. Gene Ontology annotation, molecular function: frizzled binding; cytokine activity. The record is from RefSeq and is a predicted model, not a curated record. Lineage: Eukaryota; Metazoa; Chordata; Chondrichthyes; Rajiformes; Rajidae. Gene Ontology annotation, biological process: positive regulation of JNK cascade; neuron differentiation; multicellular organism development.